Messenger RNA from Rhineura floridana, 5275 nucleotides. RefSeq names its product WW domain containing E3 ubiquitin protein ligase 1 (gene WWP1). The record is from RefSeq and is a predicted model, not a curated record. Gene Ontology annotation, molecular function: ubiquitin protein ligase activity; protein binding. Lineage: Eukaryota; Metazoa; Chordata; Lepidosauria; Squamata; Rhineuridae. The transcript is spliced from 25 exons. The coding region runs from base 547 to 3300 and encodes 917 amino acids. Gene Ontology annotation, biological process: ubiquitin-dependent protein catabolic process.
CAGUAAAUCAAACGGCUGCUCUUUGCUCUGACAAGUUCCAUCUCCUCGGUUCCUUCUAUAUGCCAAUCGAGCGAGGGCGCGCGCAUCUCAGCGCCCCCUCUCUCUCAGCGCCCCGCCCCCUCCUUUCCCUGCUUCGGUCGCGUUUGGGUAGUCUCGCGCCGGAUCCUCCUCUUCCUCUACGUCGGUUAGUGCGCGCGCCGCUAGUGGCAGGCGGGAGGCGGAGUGCUUUCUCUCUCUGUCUCUCUUCUGUGAGGAGAGCCUCCAAUGCCUCUGCUGUGAGAUGGCAUCAUUUUGUUGCGCUGUGGCGGCGGCGUUGGCACUAGAGGCAGCGGCGUUUGGGAGCGGUGCCGAGGGCUGAAGGGACGACCCUGCGCCACAGCAAGGGGGCGGCGGCAGCCCUACCACAACCACCACCAAGCAGCUGGGCUCGGAGCCACGCUUACUGCAUCUUGUGUUGCCACCCCCUGCACAUUCCUUGGAGGUGGCACAUGAAGAAGGGCCUCAGAUGACAAAUGCAGGCUCCAGGUUGAUGUUGCAGCCUCUGACAUGGCCACAGCCUCCCCAAGAUCUGGAAACAGUAAUAACUACAAUGGAAGACUACAAAUGCAAGUAACUAUUUCUAGUGCCAGACUGAAAAGAAAAAAGAACUGGUUUGGUGGAACUGCCAUCUACACAGAACUAGUAGCAGAUAGUGAAGUUAAGAAAACAUCUAAAUCCAACAGUUCCUCAAAUCCAAAAUGGGAUGAACAGCUGACUGUGAAUGUGACUCCGCAGACCACUUUGCAAUUUAGAGUUUGGAGCCAUCAUACUUUAAAAGCUGAUGCUUUAUUAGGAAAAGCCACUGUAGAUCUUAGACAAGCAUUGGAAAGACAUGAUAGAAGAUUAGAAAGAGUCAAAGAACAGUUGAAACUCUCACUGGAAAGCAAGAGUGGCUUGGUGCAAACAGGAGAACUAAUAAUUGUGCUUGAUGGUUUGAUGCUUGAACCAGAAUCUCUUACAAACUGCAGUUCACUAGUAACCAUAGAAGUCCAGCAAAAUGGUGAUGCAUUACAUGAAACCAGAGAAACAUCUGCAAGAGCCACUUCAAGAAUAGACAAUCAAACACCAUCAACCUCCGUAGUACAGAUCUCAUUCCCUAUACAAGCAGUUAAUGGAGACAGUGGAGACAGCACACCAUCUCCUCCUCAUCCUGCAAACAGAUCCAAAAAUAUGGCAACACCAAAACCACUUACGAGUCAAACUGACAACAAUAUUGUUAAUUGUGAAUCAUCUUUGAUGGAAGUUGAUAAUCAUUCACCCUCUGAAACUCUUAUGGAUUCUGCAGAAGCAUCCUGUAUAUCUACAGACUGUAUGACUGCUACUGUUGAACCUUCUCUAGCAACAGAAGUUACUAGUAACUCUGAAAGCAGCACAUCUAUGAAUGCCCCCAGUGUGUCUGCUGGACUUGAUGCUGUUGCUCCCACAGAUCCUGCAUCCUCUAUUGCAAGAAACAAUGCAACUACAGAAGCAGCAAAACCAAGGGAGUCUUCAUCUGUAUCUGGGGAAAGUGUAAGGCAACAGUCUGGUAGCAAUAGCACAGAACCUUUGCCCCCAGGAUGGGAACAGAGAAAGGAUCCUCAUGGUAGAACCUAUUAUGUUGAUCACAACACGAGAACUACAACUUGGGAAAGGCCUCAGCCUUUGCCACCAGGGUGGGAAAGAAGGGUUGAUGAUCGUGGAAGAGUUUAUUAUGUGGACCAUAACACACGAACAACAACAUGGCAGCGACCUACGAUGGAAUCAGUCAGAAACUUUGAACAGUGGCAAUCUCAACGAAAUCAGUUGCAGGGAGCUAUGCAACAGUUUAACCAACGAUACCUCUAUUCAGCCUCAAUGCUGACUGCCGAAAAUGAUCCACUUGGUCCUUUACCACCAGGCUGGGAAAGGAGAGUUGAUUCAAAUGAUAGAGUGUAUUUUGUAAAUCAUAACACAAAGACAACACAGUGGGAAGAUCCACGGACUCAAGGCUUACAAAAUGAAGACCCCCUCCCUGAGGGCUGGGAAAUCAGAUACACAAGAGAAGGUGUAAGAUACUUUGUUGAUCAUAAUACGCGAACAACUACCUUCAGUGAUCCUCGUACUGGUAAAUCCUCUGUAAAUAAAGGACCACAAAUUGCUUAUGAACGCAGCUUUCGGUGGAAGCUAGCUCAUUUCCGCUACUUGUGUCAGUCAAAUGCUCUGCCAAGCCAUGUGAAGAUCAAUGUAUCCAGACAAACAUUGUUUGAAGAUUCCUUCCAACAGAUCAUGGCUUUAAAACCCUAUGACUUAAGAAGACGAUUAUAUGUUAUAUUCAGAGGAGAAGAAGGACUGGAUUAUGGUGGUUUAGCCAGAGAAUGGUUCUUCUUGCUUUCCCAUGAAGUGCUGAACCCUAUGUACUGUCUCUUUGAAUAUGCUGGAAAAAGCAACUACUGUCUACAGAUAAAUCCAGCAUCAACAAUAAAUCCAGAUCAUCUUUCAUAUUUCUGUUUCAUUGGACGGUUUAUUGCCAUGGCAUUGUUUCAUGGCAAAUUCAUUGAUACUGGGUUUUCCCUGCCAUUCUACAAGCGCAUGUUAAACAAGAAACUCACAAUAAAGGAUUUGGAGUCUAUUGAUACUGAAUUUUAUAAUUCCUUAAUUUGGAUAAGGGACAACAACAUUGAAGAGUGUAACUUAGAAAUGUACUUCUGUGUUGACAUGGAGCUACUAGGAAAAGUUACCUCACAUGAGCUGAAAUCAGGAGGCUCAAACUUACUUGUAACUGAAGAGAACAAAGAAGAAUACAUUGGCCUAAUGGCAGAGUGGCGAUUUUCCCGAGGAGUACAAGAACAAACCAAAGCUUUCCUUGAUGGGUUUAAUGAAGUUGUUCCCCUUCAGUGGCUGCAGUAUUUUGAUGAAAAAGAGUUGGAGGUUAUGCUUUGUGGCAUGCAAGAAGUUGAUUUGGCAGACUGGCAAAGGAACACUGUUUAUCGCCAUUAUACAAGAAAUAGCAAGCAAAUAAUAUGGUUCUGGCAGUUCAUAAAAGAAGCUGACAAUGAAGUCCGUAUGCGACUGAUGCAGUUUGUUACUGGUACUUGCCGAUUACCACUGGGUGGAUUUGCUGAGCUAAUGGGAAGUAAUGGUCCUCAGAAAUUCUGCAUUGAAAAAGUUGGCAAGGAAACCUGGCUGCCAAGAAGCCAUACGUGUUUUAAUCGUUUGGAUUUACCGCCUUAUAAAAGCUAUGAACAGCUGAAAGAGAAGCUGCUUUUUGCAAUAGAAGAGACAGAAGGAUUUGGACAAGAGUAAAAGCAAUUUCGAGUCAGUGAAAUUUUAACAGGCCGGAGCAACUAAAUUGCACAGUUAGUUGUAUAUAAGCUGUUUCUUCUGUACAGUGACUUUUCUGGAACUCUAAAAAGUGUUCUCCGUUCUUCCACAAAGAUAUGCAAAAUAAUUUUAUCUUCUCUACUUUAUUUAUUUUCCCCUUAGAGACUGGCCAGAAUAAAAUUGAAGCGGAAAGACUUUAUUUAAAAUAAAUGUGUAUAUAAAUACACACUAAUGAGCUCUAGUUUUAUAGAGCUUUAAACUUACAAAACAUCACAGCCAUUCAGAAGAGUCAGGAGUAUCUUUCUUGGCUUCGUUCAGAAAAUGUGCAGACUGCUCUAUAUUCUUCACACUUAUGCAACAUCUCCAAGGUUAUUUCUAUUGCAUGGCUGUUAAAAAAGGUGUUAAAAGGCUUGGGCCAAACACAUCCUUGUUAUGUAGAAAAAUGCUGCUGGCUUUUUGAAAUGAUAGAAUGGGAUAUUCUGUCAGCUGAUUUUUUAAAAAAAUGUAAUUGUUGAUAACCCUCUUUGCUACUUCUCUGUAGCCAAGGUCAUGAGUAAAGCCUUUUACUUGCACAAGAGUAAUGUACAAUAAGAUGAAUGUGAUUGUUAAGACAUUGGUGCCACUGUUCUGACUUUACUGUAGAAGCUGAACAGCCUGUUAUAACUCAUUGAGCAGCAUUGAAAAUUGUUUACAUAUUACCUUGGGUUAUUUCCAAGAGAACAGUAGGUAAUCUUCAAGGAAAAAAUAAAAUGAUUCUUACAUAUUCUGUCCUGGUCUGAUAUCUUACAGGAUUUUAAAAAAUAUUGGUGAUAUUAUACUUCAAUUUCAUAGGAUAAUUUAGGAGGAUAUGAAAAGUAAUGUGAAUUGUUCUAAUUUUUUUUAGUAUGGAUAUAAAAAAAUCCAAAUGGAAGUAGUUACAUAAGCUUUGCACAACUGAACUAAUUUUUUUAUUAGUCUUCAAUAUUCUCAUCCCUUUUAAGUUCAAGAAAAAAUCCAGAUGUUCUAAUUAAGCAUCUCUAAAUUUUGUUUUUAUAUAGGCCAAUGCUUAUGUGUCAUAAAUGCACAGUGUAUAAAAAGAUUAAAUUGUUUUUGCAGUAUUGAGGGGCAUUUGCUAAACUACAAAUAUGUGUAAUAAAUUCUACAACUUAUUGAUGUGAAUUAUUAAAUGCUACUUUUAGCAAAUUGUGCUUCCUUAUUAGAGUAACAUUUUAAAUUACCAUUUGUAUCAUGCUUUCAAUAUUCACUGUAAAUUCCAUUAAAUUUAACUUAUACAGUUUUGUACACACAUAAAACAGAUUUCCUAGAAUUAACAUUUCUGUAACAUAUCAAACUGCAAAAAAAUGUAAAUGCAGUGUGACUCUGCUAUGUUUGCUUUCAUUUUCUCAAUAUAGCAGUUUAAUUCUGCCAAAAUCUUAUUUUUCUACAUAUUGUUACACUUUAUUAUUCAUGGAUAUUAACCUGUGAAUGCUUUGAUAAAAGCACUGGAUUGAUUAACAGACCUCCUGUCUACCUUGUUAGUUACCAUACACAUAUCAAGAUGAUCUUACAGUGUAAUUCUAUAUAUGCUUGCUGUGAAGUAAGUCUCAUUGAGUUUAGUGGGGCUUACUCAAGAGUAGUGGGUAUAGGGCUGCAACCGUAAUCUCUUAAAUUGCCCUCCCACAAUUCACGUGAGCAACUUCAAAAAAACUUUUCCUAAGAUAUGCAGAAAAGUAAUGAAGUUUGACAUUUACCUGAACUAUUCGUGUUAGUUUGGAAAAGAGCUUUAAAAACGUGCUAGAAGAAAAAAUGUUGUUUGCCUAAAUACUAAUUGAGAAUGGAGGACUAAAUUCAGUACAGCAGAAACAGGUUAAUUUGCACUAAUGAAUUACUGGGAGAACGAUUGCCUUCAGCUAAUAUUGUAAAUUGGUAAUUAACAAAAUAAAAGACAAAGACAGUGCAUCACAAUUAACAUGUACUC